UCGUGAAAUCUUCACCGGCUUUUCUCUGGUUUCCAUCAACAAUCUUCUUUCUUAUUCUUCCUCGCAAAAAUUUUGAGGAGUCCGAGGCUUAGGCUAAGGCAAAACUUCUUCAAGAACUGGCUAACUCUCAAGGAAUUCUGGAGGAAGCUGAAGAUUCCAGUAAUCAAAGGGUGGUUCUCGCCCUAUAUGAAGCCUUAAGCUCUCGAAACGUGAACACCGUUCACCAAAUCCUCGCUCCUGAUCUCGAGUGGUGGUUCCAUGGUCCGCCGUCUCACCAAUUUCUGAUGCGCCUUCUCACUGGAGCUUCAUCCAACGGCCAAUCUUUUCAAUUCGUUCCUCAAUCAAUCACAUCCUUCGGAUCCACUGUCCUCGUCGAAGGCUGCGAUCCUAGCCGUUCAAUCUCCUGGAUCCACGCUUGGACUGUUGCGGAUGGGAUAAUCACACAGCUUCGAGAAUAUUUCAAUACUUCCCUUACUGUGACUCGUCUUGGAGAUCCGACUGACUCUCCGUCGUCGUCCGCCGCCGCAUCGGAGAUUUCCUCUGCUUCGUCGUUGCAUCAUUGCCCUUCUGUUUGGGAAAGUACUCUGUCCAAUCAGGUGGGUAAAUCGGUGCCUGGGCUCGUCUUGGCCAUUUAAUCAAAUCUCUAAGAUUGGGUGCGGCCGUUUCUACUGUAACUAAAUAAAUAGAGAGAUGUAAGAAACUUGGGAUUGUGUGUGUGCUUUGUUUGUUUGUUUGUUUCCGCCGUGUCGUUUGGUAUUUAGCGUUUCUGUGAAGGUUUUGAUAUUGUGUGUGGUGGAGUUGGGUAAAUACCAUGGAGAUGAGAUUCUAUUGGUCGAUUCCCGAUGUAUUUGUAACGUUUUUAAUAAGGACAUGUUCCAAUGUUUGUCUUACAAA
This is a messenger RNA of Benincasa hispida (wax gourd), 894 nucleotides long. It is a transcript of the gene SAG20, whose product is annotated as senescence associated gene 20. The record is from RefSeq and is a predicted model, not a curated record. NCBI's taxonomy places the organism in Eukaryota, Viridiplantae, Streptophyta, Magnoliopsida, Cucurbitales, Cucurbitaceae.